Molecule: messenger RNA, 916 nt
Organism: Manduca sexta (tobacco hornworm)
Lineage: Eukaryota; Metazoa; Arthropoda; Insecta; Lepidoptera; Sphingidae
Exons: 1
Coding region: 235-786 (183 amino acids)
Source: RefSeq, a predicted model, not a curated record
UAUAUUUAUUACUCGUAAUUACAAAGACAAUUUGACACAUCAUAUGAAUGUGUGUGCAUAUGAAUGGAUAUGUCCAGACCGAAGUAAUAAAGGUCCACAUAUUAUUCGUGUCGUGUUAACCGUUACAGUGUGCCCGAUUCGAGCGUCAGACUGGUUCGCGGAUAGUCGGUAAAAGCGGCGCGGGAGUAGGCGGCCGGCAGUCAGCGCAUAGGAGAUCUCUCAGCCGCACGCAUCAUGUUCCUUAUAGUAGCGUGUUUGCUCGCGACUGCGGCCGCUGCGCCGGCCACGUACGACCAACGACAGGAGGGAGAUUUCAACCUCAGGGCUGACGUAGAAAAUGUUCUUUUCGUUGUCGCCAUUCCACAAAAAGUUAAUAUUCCACUUGAUCUUCUUGAAGAUUUUAUGAAAACUAGUAAACGACAUGUGAACCAGCCUCAGAUACAAGAAAGAGCGGAUGUUCAACUUAUGGAAGCAUUUGUAGAGCCGAGCACACCGUACCAAGUAGAAAUCGGAUCUGGCAGUCGAAACGCAGAAGGUGAUGGGAGAGCAGUGGAAGUAGUCAUCGCUGGCAGACGUCGCCUGGAUCCUGAGGCUCACCCUGAGAAAGAUGAACUGAAACUCCUGGGCGCGACCGAGCAAUGUGGACCGGACAGGGAGCGCGAUCCCGUCACCCUCACCUGCCGGAUGCGAUCACAACCUGAGCCUGGUGCGGAAGUCGAGGCCGAGGAGAACAAGGAAGAUGACUCAAUCCCAUCACAACCCACGCCCGAAGUGAUUCCGUCGUAAUUAUAGACCAUUGCCUCUUACCGUAUAAGUUAAUUUAUUUCUAACUUCUAUAAUUGCGCAAUUAUAGCUUGUGAUUAAAUUAUUUAAUGUGUACAAUACUUUAAUUAUAUAGUAAAAAAUUGAGACUUAA